GAAUCCACACGGUAAAAAUGGUGCGCGUAGGAAUAAUUUUAAUCGCUUUUUGCAUUUGCCAAUUUUCUGUUACAAAAUCGAAAGGAUACACCGAUGCUGAUGGAAAGCCCGCGUGUACAACUGCAAUUCCCGAAUCGGAACGAGUAGAUUGUGCCGGAGAUGUGGAGGCAGCCACAGAAGGGAUUUGCAGAUCUCGAGAUUGUGUUUGGUGCCCAGUCGAUACCCCAAACAUGCCUUACUGUUUUCAUGAUAAUACUUCGAUAACUGCAUAUAGAGACUUCUUAGACGGUCAGUGUUCGUCGUGUAGUUAUUGCCCGUAUUCAAAGGAUUGCCAUCCCGAACCAGGAGCGACCGAAGCAAAAUGCAAAGCCCGGGGUUGCCAAUGGUGCAGUUACCCUACUGACAUAUCUUGUGGCCCGAUGUGCAUGUUCGGGGGUGGAAUUGAACUGGCUGUUUCAAGACUGAGAUGUGAAAACUGCACAUAUUGUAAUGAGCGUCUCGACUGCCACCCAGAGACCGGUGCAGAUCCAGGGAAAUGCAUCACUAGAGGGUGUCGGUGGUGCCAAUCAACCAAUUCCAGCCUACCGUCAUGCGUUUUCUCCGACGUACAAAAUUUGGUAGCGGAAGCAAGAUCUCUCUGCAACACUUGUGCAAGUUGUACUGCCCGUGUUGAUUGCCACCCGGAAGCCGGAGCCACAAGCAGUUCGUGCCUCGCUAGGAAUUGUAUUUGGUGCCCGACUGAUGAAGAGGACCAGCCUUACUGUUUAUAUGGAGGAUCUACAUCGUUGACACAGAAUUAUUGCCGUUCUUGUGACGUCUGCAAUACAAAGUUACCUUGCCCGCCUGACGUAGACGACCCAACUCAGCUUCAAUGUGAAUCCUACGGAUGCCUGUGGUGCCCGUUCAACAGCUUUGGGUCCACUAAGUGUGUUCAUAGACUUUCUUAAGAAGACAAUAUGUUGAAUGGAGCAGAACAUAGCAGUCACAUUUCAUUUUUAGUUUUCCUGUCUGUGUUUAUGACAAUGAUAUUCUCAUUUACCGGUAAAUAUUCUCUUUAAAAUGGAGAAACAAUAUUUAUUAAAAAAAGCACUCGAUUAUUCGAUAUUAUGUAAUAUAUACAAAUUAUGUU
Molecule: messenger RNA, 1129 nt
Organism: Styela clava
Lineage: Eukaryota; Metazoa; Chordata; Ascidiacea; Stolidobranchia; Styelidae
Source: RefSeq, a predicted model, not a curated record